This is a messenger RNA of Lepus europaeus (European hare), 2141 nucleotides long. It is a transcript of the gene USP39, whose product is annotated as ubiquitin specific peptidase 39. Lineage: Eukaryota; Metazoa; Chordata; Mammalia; Lagomorpha; Leporidae. Gene Ontology annotation, biological process: protein deubiquitination; mRNA processing; spliceosomal complex assembly. Gene Ontology annotation, molecular function: zinc ion binding; cysteine-type deubiquitinase activity. The transcript is spliced from 13 exons. The record is from RefSeq and is a predicted model, not a curated record. Bases 32 to 1729 code for a protein of 565 amino acids.
CCUGCGCUGGACGCUCUCUCCGGUAGUGGCGAUGUCCGCCCGGUCCAAGCGGGAGUCUCGUGGUUCCACCCGCGGGAAGCGCGAGUCCGAGUCCCGAAGCAGCUCGGGUCGUGUCAAGCGAGAGCGAGAUCGGGAGCGGGAGCCGGAGGCGGCGGGCUCCCGGGGCAGCCCGGUUCGCGUGAAGCGGGAGGUCGAUUCGGCGAGCGCGCGCGAGGCCCCGGCGGCCGCCGUCCCGGUGGUGCGGGUUAAACGGGAGCGCGACGCGGACGAGGACUCGGAGCCCGAGCGGGAGGUGCGAGCGAAGAAUGGCCGCGUGGAUUCUGAGGACCGGAGGAGCCGCCACUGCCCGUACCUGGAUACCAUUAACAGGAGUGUGCUAGACUUUGACUUUGAGAAACUGUGUUCCAUCUCCCUGUCGCAUAUCAACGCAUAUGCCUGUUUGGUGUGUGGCAAGUACUUUCAGGGCCGGGGUUUGAAGUCUCAUGCUUACAUUCACAGUGUCCAGUUCAGCCAUCAUGUCUUCCUCAACCUCCACACCCUCAAGUUUUACUGCCUCCCAGACAACUACGAGAUCAUCGACUCCUCGCUGGAGGACAUCACGUAUGUCUUGAAGCCCACAUUCACAAAGCAGCAAAUUGCAAACUUGGACAAGCAAGCCAAAUUGUCCCGGGCCUAUGAUGGUACCACUUACCUGCCAGGGAUCGUGGGGCUGAAUAACAUAAAGGCCAACGAUUAUGCCAACGCUGUCCUGCAGGCGCUAUCUAAUGUUCCUCCUCUCCGGAACUACUUCUUGGAAGAAGACAAUUAUAAGAACAUCAAGCGACCUCCAGGGGAUAUCAUGUUCUUAUUGGUCCAGCGUUUUGGGGAGCUGAUGAGAAAGCUCUGGAACCCCCGAAAUUUCAAGGCACAUGUCUCUCCCCAUGAGAUGCUUCAGGCUGUUGUCCUUUGCAGCAAGAAGACUUUUCAGAUCACCAAACAAGGCGAUGGAGUCGACUUCCUGUCUUGGUUCCUGAAUGCUCUGCACUCAGCUCUUGGGGGCACAAAGAAGAAAAAGAAGACUAUUGUGACUGAUGUUUUCCAGGGGUCCAUGCGGAUCUUUACCAAAAAGCUUCCCCAUCCUGACCUGCCAGCUGAGGAGAAAGAGCAGCUGCUGCAUAACGAUGAGUACCAGGAGACAAUGGUGGAGUCCACAUUCAUGUACCUGACGCUCGACCUUCCCACUGCCCCCCUCUACAAGGAUGAGAAGGAGCAGCUCAUUAUCCCUCAGGUGCCGCUCUUCAACAUCCUGGCCAAGUUCAAUGGCAUCACUGAGAAGGAAUAUAAGACUUACAAGGAGAAUUUUCUGAAGCGCUUCCAGCUCACCAAGCUGCCUCCAUAUCUCAUCUUUUGUAUCAAGAGAUUCACGAAGAACAACUUCUUUGUGGAGAAGAAUCCAACGAUCGUCAACUUCCCUAUUACAAAUGUGGACCUGAGAGAAUACUUGUCUGAAGAAGUGCAAGCGGUACACAAGAAUACCACGUAUGACCUCAUCGCCAACAUCGUCCACGACGGCAAGCCCUCUGAGGGCUCCUACCGGAUCCAUGUGCUUCAUCAUGGGACUGGGAAGUGGUAUGAAUUACAGGACCUCCAGGUGACUGACAUCCUUCCCCAGAUGAUCACCCUGUCAGAGGCCUACAUUCAGAUUUGGAAGAGGCGAGAUAAUGAUGAAACCAACCAGCAGGGGGCUUGAGGGGAGCCGAGAGCACUGACGCUGUGGCUGAUAGCCGGAGUGGCAGGUCUGGCAGCCCAGCGUCCGUGGGCUCUGCCUGCCGCAGAGCGUCAGAGCCGCCCGCCCGCCCACCUGGGGAGGCUCUGCGCUGUCACCAGCUGCCUUCCAUCGACUUAGUGGAUGGAUGCGCCUUUCUCCUUGCUGUCUAGCUGCCUUCCCGCUCCGCAGGGCAGAGCUCUUGCAGAUGUAUAUAGUUUAUUUCUGAGUGACUGGGAGUGUCUGAAGGACAGGGAGUUUCCUCCAAACAUCAAGCCUCGUGGUUCUGGGAGUAAGCAUGGAGCCUGUAGCCCCUUCUCUACUGUAGAUUAUGUUCCUGUGCCCCCUUCAUUUCCUGAUGUGUUUUUGAAAUGGAUUAAAUAUUCUCCUGUUUUUA